AUGUUUGCCCAGCAGUGGCGCGCCUGUGGCCUGCAAGCUAACGUCCAGCUCAGCCUUGUCAGCUGUCAGACUACGCUCGAGACCAAAGACCACAUCACGAUGGCCGGCAAAAAGCCCUUGAAACCAAACAACAAGAAAGACGACUCGACCAGCUUCCCGGGGCUGAAGCAGCACAAUGCAGCGAACCAGGGCCCUAGAGACGGCGGCCCGCCCCAGAACCAGCCGGGCGAUGCGAAGACCCAGUACGAGGAGCGCCAGCAAGACGAGGUGACCGUCCUGGAGGCCAUUUAUGGCGACGAUUUCGUGCAGCACAAGGCGGCGCAUAGUGCGUGGAAGAAGUCCGAGCCGUCCUUUGACAUCCGUAUCAAGGCCAGUCUGGACGAGGACUUUGCCGUGACACUGGGCGUGGUGCUGACGGCAUCGUACCCCAAAUCUGUGCCGCUCCUGACCAUCAAAGACCAUGAAGGCCUGCGUGAGUCGACGCUCUUCAAGGUGCAAAAGGUCAUGGAGGCGCGGGCCAAGGAGUGCGCCGCCGAGGACAGGGAGAUGAUCGACUAUCUGGUCGAGGGCAUCCGCGAGGUUAUCGAGGACGCCGCCAUUGCCAAGGAGCAGGGCCUGGACCUACCGUCGCUGGAGGAAGAGCGCGCAGCACACGAAGCCUCGCAGGCGCAGGCGGCCAAGGACGAGAACGAAGAGAAAGAACGAAAGCGGCAAGAGGAGACGCGCGAAGAAGAGCGUGCUCUGGGCGCCCUUGUCGAGAAGGAGCGCGAGCGGCAGCGCACCAAGGCGAAGGAGAUGCGCAAGAAGAACCGUGCCCAGAACGGCGCGAAUGUGUCGCCCGACCGCGGCACCGGACUGAACGAGCCCGACACCAUGGUCUUUGAUGAGCCGUGCGACCUGACGGACACGGCCGGAAAUUCCAUCUACUUCCGCACGGUCACGGGCAAAUUCCUCCUGCACACGGGUCCCGUCUCCAAGAUUUACGUCGUGCGGCCCGUACUGCGCAGCGACCAGGAGCCCCGGAGCCUUGCCCUGAAACAGACGGAGUUGCAGCCAGGUGCAAGGGACUCUGUGCAAGCCAUCAAGCAGAUCCAGUCCCUUGAGACGCAGCUCAAGUCGCUCAAGAAACUCCGGCGCCAGAAGGUGCACCGAAACAUCCUCGACGUCAUCGACUUCCGCAUUGAUCGCGCAUCGACGGUCGAAGGAGAAAACGGUUCAGGGGCGGCAUCACCAUCGAAGCCAUUGUCGCAAACAUCGCCCCAUCUUUCCCCGCCCCCCAAGGCGUCUCGUACCUCGGGCGUGCCACAGAGUCAGCAGCUCCAGACGUCGUCUUCGGUCGCUCAGGAACAGACGACUUGGACGAUCAGUGUCCUCACGCUGCUGGCGGACAAGGGAUCACUCGAGGAUGUUCUUGAGUUGGCUGGUCACCUCGACGUGAACAAAGUGCGGGCCUGGACACGCGAUCUGCUUGACGCCCUCGACUACCUCCACAGCCAUGGCAUGCUGCACGAGGACAUCCACCCUAGCAACAUCUUGCUCGUCCGUGAUGCCAGUGGCGACAUUGUGCCCAAGCUUGCCGAUGCCUCCUAUCAGCGACUAAUGCACAAUGUAUACUCGCGGACAGGACCUACUAUGACAUCGAUGCGUACGGCCCGGUCGGCGUACUGGCUGCCACCGGAAAUCGCAGGCGCGUCCCGCCCCCAAUACACCCAAAAGACAGAUGUGUGGGACUUUGGUGUCGUCUUUUUGCAAAUGAUCUUCGGCCUGGACGUGCCCCAGAAAUAUCAUUCGCCGCGCGACAUGAUCGAAUCGCAUAACUUAUCAGACGCGCUCGGAGAGCUGGUGUCCAAGCUCUUUAUGCCUGAUCCGAAAAAGCGGCCCCGCGCCUUUGAUCUGGGCUCCAGUGAGUUCCUAGCGACAGACGCGCCCAUCUUGGCCGACGAUGGCUUUUCGAUGGACGGGCCCAUGAUGUCCAUUCCACAGAGCCUACCUCAGCGUACCCGCCACGAUUCCAUGACACGCGGCCCUGCAGCGUCGCGGUACCGCGAGGACUUCAUCGAGGAGGGCCGCCUCGGCAAGGGUGGCUUUGGCGAGGUGGUCAAGGCGCGAAAGAAGCUCGACGGACAGAUCUAUGCCAUCAAGAAGAUUACCAUCUCGCAAAGCCGGCAGGACAGUCUCACGGUGACCGAUAUUCUCAAAGAAGUUCGGCUCCUAUCACAGCUCAGCCACCCAGCGGUUGUUCGUUACUACAACGCCUGGCUAGAAGAGGUCUACGACUUUGGAGGGUCAGAAGGCGAUGCAGCAACGUCGACGGCCGGUUACAGCUCGCAGAAAGUAGACGACUUUGACGACGACGACAUCAAUAUUGAAUUCACCAAGAGCGGUGGCCUUGACUUUAUGUCGUCCGGCGGCUACCCCAACAUUGCCUUCGAGUCGGACUCGGAUGAUGACGGCGACGACGAUGAAGAUGGCGGGGAAGACGAUGGCGACAGUGAUGAUAGCGACAAUGGCAGUGACGCUGCGUACUCUAGCUCUGACGAGGACUCGAAAGCCACUGAGACAAACAACGGGCGCCUCGGUAUCACUGGCUGGAAGCGGCAGCGCCGUGGCAGCCAACGACCCGGUCGUACCAUCAUGUACAUAUCCAUGGAGUACUGCGAAAAGCGGUCUCUUCGCGAUUUGAUUGCACGGAACCUGUCCAAGGACAUGCAAGAGGUCUGGCGCCUCUUCCGCCAGCUGCUCGAGGGCCUAGCACACAUCCACGGGCUUGGCAUUGUGCAUCGUGACCUCAAGCCAGAGAACAUCUUCAUUGGCGCCGGUGUCGACGGCGUGAAUAGCGUCAAGAUCGGUGACUUUGGUCUAGCCACUACGGGCCAGCUUGGCGGAAAUGACCGCGUCCAUGCUUCCAGCAACAUCGAUGCCACCGACGAGACGAGAAGUAUCGGUACGGCUGUCUAUGUGGCGCCCGAGGUUCGGUCAGGAGGUAGUGGCUCCUAUACUUCAAAGGUCGAUAUGUACUCGCUUGGUGUCAUUUUCUUCGAGAUGUGCUAUCCUCCCAUGAUUGGCAUGCAACGGGCCGAUGUGCUCGGCAAGCUACGCAGUUCGCCGCCCGUCCUGCCGUCCGAUUUCAAGCCCAAGGACAAGUCGCAGGUUGACAUCAUCCGGGCCCUCCUCACGCACAACCCCAAGGAACGCCCAUCAGGGGCCGAGCUUCUCAAGAGCGGCAAACUACCGGUGCAGAUGGAGAGCGAGACAAUCCGGCACGCACUGUCCGAGCUCUCUGACCCGUCGUCCCCGUACUACCAAAAGAUGCUGUCGAUGCUUUUUGCACGCCCCGUCGAGCAGGCCAAAGACUACGCCUGGGAUAUGUCGUCCAUGCAGACGCAGGCGCCACCGAGCUCCCAAGACCUGAUGCGCCAGCACAUUGUCAAAGAGGUUCUGAUCUCUGUGUUCCGACGCCAUGGUGCCGUUGAAGCCACACGCAGCUCGCUAUAUCCUCGUUCCUCUUUGUACGGAGGAGCAAAUGUCGUGCAGCUUCUCGACCAGAACGGCAAUCUGUUGCAAUUGCCGUUUGACCUGACAAUGGGCAACGCGCGUGCGCUGGCUCGCUGUUCCUCGGGCAGCAACGUGGUGGGCAAGUCCUACACAUUCGGAAGCAUCUUCCGCGACCGUCCGGGCGGCGGCCAGCCGAGCAUGUUUGGCGAGGUGGACUUUGACCUUAUCACGACCCACACACUCGAUCUCGCCCUGCGAGAGGCCGAGGUUAUUAAAGUGAUUGACGAAAUUACAGCAGCGUUCCCUACGGUGCGCGCCAACCCGCUUUGCUUCCAGCUCGGUCACUCCGACCUGUUGCAGGUCAUCUUUGAUUUCUGUGGCGUCGAAAAGUCAGCCCGUCGCGCCGUUGCCGACGUUCUCAGUCGGCUCAACAUCCACAACGUGACGUGGCAGAAGCUGCGCAGCGAGCUGCGUUCGCCACUGGUCGGUGCAUCGACAACAAGCAUCGACGAGCUCCAAAAGUUUGACUUCCGCGACACCCCGAGCAAAACCUACGCCAAGCUCAAGGCGCUCUUCGAAGGCACCGACGCCUACCAACGCGCGUCGUCGACCCUGGCCCACCUCCGCGAGGUGUACGAGUACUGCAAGCGCAUGGGUGUUACGUCCAAGAUUUACGUGUGCCCGCUCAACACAUGGAACGAGGCGUUUUUCUCGGGCGGCGUCAUGUUCUCAUGCCUGCUGGACAAGAAAGUCAAGGACGUGUUUGCUGCGGGUGGCCGCUACGAUGGUCUCAUCAAGGAGUACCGGCCCCGUUUUGGGUCCAACCUGCCCGACGAGCGCCACGCCGUGGGCUUCAGUCUGAACUGGGAGAAGCUGGCGCCGCCGCCGCCGCGGUCCAGUGGCAAGGCAUUUUUAAAGAAGGCAGCUGAGGAAGAGACGCUGGGUGCAUUUUCUGUUAAGCGGUGCGACAUCCUUGUGGCCAGUUUCGAUCCGACCAUUCUCCGUUCCGUUGGUGUGGAACUGCUUCGCACACUGUGGGCACACGACAUCAGCGCCGAGCUGGCCGGUGAUGCUCGGUCGACAGAAGAGCUUGUUCUCAAGAACCGGGACGAGGGCCACGCGUGGAUCAUCAUCGUCAAGCCGGAAGGGAUUGUCAAGAUCAAGACGAUGCCCUCUGCGGGCGCAGGAUCAGGCGCAAGCGGCGGGUCGAGUGCGGCCGCCCUUCACAGAAGCUAUGCCGCACCCGACGUCGAGCUGCCCUUCUCGCAGGUAGUCAGCUGGCUGCGCAGCGAGAUGCGCGAGCGCGACUCCACACGCACCGGCGCCGUCAAGGUAGCAGCAGCGGCUGCCGCGGCCGCGGCCGUGGCCUCAUCGUCCCUCGAGUCGUCGUCGGUCGGUGGCAGUCAUCACACCGGUGCGGGUGACCGUGCCGGCGGAGCCGAGGGCCAGCAGCAGGAAGUGCGCGUCCUCGUGGGCCAGACCAAGAGCAAAAAGUUCAACCGCCAGGUUGUCGUCGAGCAGGCACAAGUCAGCGCGGCGCGGCUCGUGCGAUCCUUCUUGUCGGGCCCCAUUGCCGCCGUCGAGACGACCGACCAGGUGCUCGACCUGAUUCGCGGCACGGCACUCUCAGACCCGGACAGCUGGCGGCGCGUGGAGCAGAGCGUCAGUUCGGUCGAAAAGAAGUAUACCCGGGACAUCCAGGACAUGCUACUGCGGUGGCGGACCGAGUACGAGGGCAGCAACAGCAGUCGGUCGCGGAAUGCGUUCGUGUACAACUUCCGCACGGGGACGUGCAUCUACUACGAUCUUGGAGCCUAG
Molecule: messenger RNA, 5313 nt
Organism: Sporothrix brasiliensis 5110
Lineage: Eukaryota; Fungi; Ascomycota; Sordariomycetes; Ophiostomatales; Ophiostomataceae
Product: eukaryotic translation initiation factor 2-alpha kinase
Exons: 6
Coding region: 1-5313 (1770 amino acids)
Biological process (GO): regulation of translational initiation by eIF2 alpha phosphorylation; DNA damage checkpoint signaling
Molecular function (GO): ATP binding; protein binding; eukaryotic translation initiation factor 2alpha kinase activity
Source: RefSeq, a predicted model, not a curated record